Endocarpon pusillum Z07020 is the source of this 600-nucleotide messenger RNA. RefSeq lists its product as uncharacterized. NCBI's taxonomy places the organism in Eukaryota, Fungi, Ascomycota, Eurotiomycetes, Verrucariales, Verrucariaceae. The transcript is spliced from 2 exons. The coding region runs from base 1 to 600 and encodes 199 amino acids. The record is from RefSeq and is a predicted model, not a curated record.
AUGUCAUCUUCAAAUCCAAGGCAUGGUGCUGAAUACGAAAGAGGAGAUCCAGAAGACACAUACGAUGCUUUUGACUACGAAGAUGAAACCGGCAACGACGACGUUGAACGAUGUAUCAGUGAGGGUAUACUUCGCCAGGAGGAUCAACCUCAGGCUCAACGCCCAGAAAAGAAUUCCUACAUGCAAGCAAUAUCAAGCGUCGUGAAACGCGGCAAAAAGAUGGGAAGGGCGGAGAGGGUCGAAAGGGUGGAACCAGCCUCAAAAGAUGGUGUCCUUGGUGCCUCUCGACGCCUGAUCAGCCACGAUCAUCGGACUGCGCUCUCACCAGAGCUUGCUGCUGCGUUCGACAGUGAGGUUUCUUCCCGAGCCAAGUGGAUCAAGGAGCGGGCAAACAAGAACGCAGGAGCACUUGAAGAGCUCUUGCGCCGAGUCCCAGAUUCAGAACGCGACCUACAGCGGCUUGUCACCCAAACCCUGCUAAACGAACGCCAGAACGAGAAGGAGGCAGGGAAGAUAGGGGACUUCAUGGAGGAAGUCAAGAAGAAGGAUCAGGUUGGGCUGCUGGGUCGUGCUUGGAACAUUUUGAAGGGAAAGCACUAG